Candidula unifasciata is the source of this 2424-nucleotide messenger RNA. The record is from the annotation of a GenBank genome assembly. NCBI's taxonomy places the organism in Eukaryota, Metazoa, Mollusca, Gastropoda, Stylommatophora, Geomitridae.
AUGUCAGGAGACAUAUUCCAGCCAAUGGAAAACCCUGACGAACCAAGCCAGCCUGCGACUCGGAACCCACUACUUUGUUAUCUGUGCAAUGAGCCUUAUAGAGAGCCAUGCAUCUUUGGAUGCUUUCAUAGCUUCUGUUCUCAAUGCUUGCUUGGCCGUGCAGCAGAAGGCAAAAUGUCUUGUCCACUUUGUGGUUAUGUGCAUACAUUAAAAGAUGGUGCCUCUUUGCCACCCCCUGACCUCCUGCUGAAGUUCAUGGUGGAGUCAACAACGGAGGAGAGGGCGCUGUGUGCUAACUGUGAUUCAACAUCAGCCCAAAUGUUUUUCUGCAACACCUGUAUGCAGCCGUUAUGUAGCCAAUGUCGUGAAGAAACACAUCGCGCCAAGAUGUUCUCGGCGCAUGACAUGGUGUUGCUGACAAAGCGAGCUCGAGAAGUGCACAAGAAAUGUCUUCUUCAUGAAGAGCCAUACAUCAUGUUCUCGUCAGAGAAGAAGAUCAUGCUUUGUAUUAAUUGCUUCCGAGACAUGCGAAUUGAGAGUCGAGGACAUUGUUUAGACUUGGAGACUGCUUAUAAGCAGAGCUGUAAGAAGCUGGAUUUGAGAGUUCAGGCUUUCAGGGAGUUGCAGAAUUCAGUCCGUGAGGGCAUUUUGCUAUUUAGGACCCUGUUGGAAGAGAUCAAAGUCAAUGCAGACAAGGAGAGGGCUGUCAUAGAAGAGCUGUAUCUUAGUCUGUUAGAGAGGCUGACAGAGACCAGGAAUCUGUUACUGCAGAAAGUCAGCAGUCAGUACAGUGAUAAAGAGGCAGCGUUCAGAUCACAGCUGAAGUCGCUGUCUGCUCUUCUGCCAACCCUGCAUGUCCAUCUCGUUAUCUCAAGUGCUUUCUCUGGAUCCGCAAACAAGUUUGAAUUCCUGGACCUGGCAUAUGUGUUGAUCGAGAGGCUGAAGUCAAUAGUACAGAAGCAGCAUCCGCUGCACCCAACACAAAGUGGCCAGAUAGAUACAGCAUGCAAGUCUGAGUUCUUCAAAAGCAUUGAGCCACUUUUGUACAUGCCCUUACAGAGAAAUACUCUCAGCUCUGCAGCUACAAAUAGCAUGAAUGGAAUCAACACAGGGACCUCUUGCCCUGGAAGUCCUGUCACCCACAGACUGACCCCCAGCCACGCCAGGCGCACUAAUGGGCUCAAUGGAGCAAAGGUCAAAUUUAUCGAUGCUAAGGGUCAGUUUGCUGAACACUGCAGGGAGUUUGAGAAUGCUCACCGGGAUCUGCUGCAGAGGUUCGAACAGAUGAAGAGCCAGUGUCAGGAGCUGCAGAGGGACCUGACCAUGCGGCGUUGUCUGGCCAAGAGGGAUGAGGUCUUCAAGUUGACUGUUAGAAUUGAGAAUGUACAGAACCAGCUGGAGUUGCACUACAACACGCUGGAGCAGAAAAUACCCUUGUUAGAGAAGCACUGGGAGGAAAGCCUGGAGAGAAUCAACAAUGAACAAGAUUUAUAUCAAGCUCAGCUGCAGGAUGUGAUGAGACUCAAGCACGAGAGUCAGCACUUGAAGGUUGUGGUCUCUCAGCUGACCUCAUUUGUCAAUUCCAUUGCUGCACUCACAGAGAGGCUGGCGCCAAAGCUUGGACAGUCCAACCAGACGAUGGAGCAAGAACAGUGUAUGGCUUCACUCCUGGAAGAGAUUAGCGCGGUGCAGCCAGACAGUCAGCAGAGGGUUGAUGCCAUUCGAGGAGCAGAGGAAGAAAGACAGACCAGUCUGGCUAAUCGAACAAAUCCUCUCGACAACGAGCUCAUCAAAACGAAAGGGCUGCUCAGAGCCCCCUCACUCCGAGACACGAAAGUAGAGAGAAAGAAAAGAGCAGAAGAAGGGGACAGUACGCCAGCCUAUCCUUCGACCGGACUUGGAGAAACAGAGUCCCAACCACCGCAACACGAGGUCAGCAACGAUAUGAGUAGAUUAAACGAAUCUCCAAGGCUUUUACUGGCGGCGCUACACAGCUGUAGUAAACCAGACACGUCUGAUGUUCAGUCACCAGGCUGCGGCAGGCCUGAAGGUCCCCACCCCGUCAACACACUCUCACCCACCACUAUCAACGGCCAUGUUGAUGAUUAUGUUUCCAUUACCUUGAGCAGACAAUCAAGCACCGAAUAUAUCACUGACACAGCAGUUUUAACCAAGUCUCCGAAAAGUGUGAUCCCAGAUGCAACAGCAUUCCCAUCACCAGUGUCAGGUGGUGAUGAUCAGAACAAUGUAGUGGUCCGGAGGCAACGGAGGACAAGGGAUAACACACCGAGGAAAGAAAAUAGAUCGUCUGUGGAAAUUGACAGUGAAGCCAGAAGAAACUUGCUGAAAGAUGUUGAAAACUUCAAGAAGAGAGAUUCUCUGACGUCUCCAAAGAAAGCAACUAAUAGUGGAGACUGUUCUUAG